Messenger RNA from Sabethes cyaneus, 2605 nucleotides. It is a transcript of the gene RNaseZ, whose product is annotated as ribonuclease Z, mitochondrial. The transcript has 7 exons. Gene Ontology annotation, biological process: mitochondrial tRNA 3'-end processing. NCBI's taxonomy places the organism in Eukaryota, Metazoa, Arthropoda, Insecta, Diptera, Culicidae. Gene Ontology annotation, cellular component: mitochondrion. Gene Ontology annotation, molecular function: 3'-tRNA processing endoribonuclease activity. The record is from RefSeq and is a predicted model, not a curated record. The coding region runs from base 66 to 2513 and encodes 815 amino acids.
UUUAGUUCUUGAAGUCAGUGUGGUUUAAUUUGGGAACAGAUUGUUGAAAUUAUAUCCAUAAACCCAUGCAUAAAUUAACACUGAAGCAAAACUUGACUGAAUUGUGUUCUAUAUUGCGGUAUUCUACUCAAUCAAAACUGCAUCGACUACUCUCUGAAAUGCCGCUAGAUCCAAAGCACAUUGCAGAAGCACAAAAACAACGUCUUAAAUUAAAGCAGAAAGUGAUUAAGACGUCGCCUGGGAUAGUAAAUCUGCAAAUAGUUGGAUCAGGAGCUUUCGGGGCCCCAGCAUCAAUAUAUCUUUUCAGCGACCAAACGCGAUACCUAUUCAAUUGCGGAGAAGGCACACAGCGAUUGGCUUAUGAGCAUAAAACUAAGCUAUCAUGCUUAGAAAACAUAUUCAUUACCCGAACGUGCUGGGAACGGAUCGGUGGAUUGCCAGGAAUUUGCCUAACCAUGCAGGAUGUGGGAGUUCCGAGUGUCACGCUGCAUGGACCCCCAGGCCUAGGAGAAUUAUUCAAAGCAAUGAGACGAUUUGUGGUAUUAAAGGACAUGAAAGUGGAUGCACCGGUUUGUGACGAAAAAAAUAUAUUUGAGGAUCAUGUUAUGACCCUUAAAUAUGUCGAGAUAAACAGUGAAUCGAACUCGACAAACGAUUCUAAGGAAGACGACAAAUUGGUAGAUACUCCGAUUGAUGAUACGGAUUAUUACGCAUAUGAAAAACGUAGUAAAACCGAGCCUGCGACAAAACUGUCGACAACCGGGCACUUUCAGGACUGGACUAAACGUAAGGAAACGUCCGUUAUGGCGUACAUAUGCAAAUUGAAACUGCGAUUUGGACAAUUAUCACUAGAAAAGUGCGUUGACAAGGGAAUAACACCGGGACCAUUGCUAGGUCGUUUGAAAAAUGGCCACGAUGUAACGCUACCCGAUGGAACUGUAGUCAAAUCAAGUGAUGUCCGAGGUCCGGACGACCCAGGGCCAGUGUUCAUUUUUAUUGAUCUUCCCAGUGAAGCAUAUCUUAAAGAUCUGGAAGAGAAAAACGAUGCAUUUGCGCCUUACCAAAAUGCAGCCGCCAGUGAUAUGGACCAAGCCAUGUACGUUGUACACUUUACUGCUUUGGAAUUGAUGCAAACUCCGAGAUACAAGCGGUUUAUGGAUAGGUUUUCAGCUAGUACGAAACACAUUGCAUUGAAUGCAAUUAAUAGUUUUUCUGGUUACGUAGCGUCUCAUCGAAUUCAACACCAUUUAAAUCAACUGGAUCAACAAAUAUUCCCCUUGCUAAAGGAAGAUAAUAACAACUACGAAGAACCACCCAAAGAAAGCAGUGAGCUCGUUAGAUCGUGUUCCCUGAGUUAUUUGCAUGUUAGGCCCAGAAAGGGUAUUGAACGAACUCUAGAAGCUGCUAUUAAUCCAACCGAAUAUCUACAGGAGCUCGAUGUUUUGCCGGAUUUUAAAACAAGCUUGAGUGACGUUCACAGUAAAAUUUCCGCUCUAAACACUAGCCGUAACCAUACGGCUCGCUCUGAAGCAUUUCCGCGAAUAGUGUUUCUAGGAACAGGUUCGUCUAUUCCUAAUAAAACGCGAAAUGUCAGUGCAAUUCUGAUACAUACCAGUCCAAAUACUUCAAUUUUACUCGACUGUGGCGAAGGAACGGCUGGACAGAUUGUCAGGUUCUUCGGUCGUAAUCAAGCGGAACGCAUAUUCGGCACCAUAAAAGCGGUUUAUAUUUCCCAUCUGCAUGCCGAUCAUCAUCUAGGUUUAUUCGGAUUGCUUCAAAUGAGACGCAAACUACUAGGCACAAGCUGUGAUAAAUUGCUUCUUUUCGCACCAGAACAAAUGUCGUACUGGUUGAGGCUUUACGAUUGCCGGUUUGAAUCUUUGAGUGAGGAGUACACCCUUGUAAAAAAUGCUGACCUGAUCGAGCGACCACUAAGCGACGAACGUGUUCUGGAGUUAGGCCUUCGAGAAAUCGCAACAUGCCGCGUGCGUCAUUGUCCGCAUUCAUUUGGCGUUGCAUUGCGAACAGUGGCGAGUGUCAAAGGUGAUGCCGGUGAGGAAGUUAAAAUUACGUAUAGCGGUGAUACGAUGCCCUGCCAGGAUUUGGUCACGCUGGGACAAAACUCUACAGUUCUAAUCCAUGAAGCCACUAUGGAGGAUGAGUUAGAGGCGGAGGCGCGGGUGAAAAUGCACAGCACGUUAUCACAAGCGCUUGAGCAGGGUAAAAAAAUGAACGCGAAAUAUACCCUGUUGACGCACUUCAGUCAACGGUACGCGAAAAUUCCGCGUAUUGAGUCUGAAUUGGGGAAUAAUAUAGGAAUUGCAUUUGAUAACAUGGAAGUAACAUUGGCUGAUCUGCCCGUGUUAUGCAUGUUUUAUCCAGCGUUAAAGGCAAUGUUUAUUAGUCAUUACGAAGAAAUGGAACAAAAGGCCAUUAAACGAGAAAAUAAGAGGAUUCGACUAGCAACCGGUAGCAGCAGAGGAAACAGCAAGGAAUCAUCUCCCAAUAGAUAACGAAACCGAGCUGUUAGCUUUGUUUGAUGGACAUUUGAUAUUGGCGCAAAUUCCAAUGAAUUUAUAACCAGUUAAAGUUAAAUUAUUUUACU